GAAGCAGCUGUAUGAUUUAUUUAUUUUAUUUUUAGUAAACUCUAGUAUUAGUACUAAUGUAAUAUUGCCCUUUAUGUGGAGCGUUAAGAGUAGAAGUGAAACAAGUCAAGCAAAUAAGUUUUAAGUGGCAGAUAUAAAUGUUUUUACGACACACUGAACCAUAAGGAGAUGUUUACACUAUGCGCAAACUUUGUAAGUGCUGUCUGAAUAUAAUGCAGGAAGCCCUGAAAGAUUUUUGAAUAAGAAUUAAAAUGGAAUGUAUCCAAAUUGAUUGUAAUUUGACUUGUACACUGAACACGCCAAUUAGAGCAAUGUAGUAACCAUGGCAACAUAGUUGUGAAGGAUGAAGAGGAGGUUCGGCUUUGAUAGCAGGCAGAGCUGGGAGGUGCUGGCAGCAUGUUGCGUCAUCAAGUUCAUGUCUUUCGGCCUGACAGAGGUCUCCGGUAUACUGAUGGUUUCCACUAUGAUCAGAUAUGACACAACCAGGGAGGCAGCAUCAUUUCCGUACACUCUAUUAUACAGCAUUAGAAAUGGAACUGGUCCUUUAAUUGCAUAUAUUGGACAGAUUAUAGGAAUUCGAUCAGCGACGCUGUUAGGAUGCGUCAUUUCUUCGAUCGCUGUUGGAUCCUGUUUCUUUGCUGAAAAUAUUCUUGAAGUUACGAUAGCCUGGGGAGUCAUUUUUGGUAUCGGAUUUGCCCUUGAAAGCCUUCUACUAAAUGCAAUUCUAAUUGAACAUUUUAAAAAUAAACUUUCACUUGCGAUUGGAAUAACGACGAAUGGUGCCAUUUUCGGCACCAUUUGUUUCGCCCCCUUUAUAGACUACAUUACAAACUAUUGCGGACUAUCAGGUGCUUUUCUUUUGAUUUCUGCAGUGAUUCUACAUGCUCUUCCUGCUGCCAUUUUCAUACUGCUCAACCGACCUGACACAAGUCAACAAUCAAUGAUCAAUCUUACGAAUUCGGAAAUGCAAUGCGUUUGUGGGGACAAAAGCAGCGCCAUUUUAAAUACCGGAAAUCGAAAGAUGAGCGUUGAAUUUGUAGAUUACUUUCGAAAGAAGUCGCCAAGUUUGAGUUCUGCCCGGACUGGUCACACAAAUGAUGAUUCUAAGUCUAUUAAGAGCAUUUAUUCGUCAAACUUCAUUAAGAAAGAAAUGCCAGUGAGCGAAGCAUACAUGCAAUACGAUAAUGAUGCUUGUAUUUUCAACGAACCAAAUCAAUGGACGGAAAUUCCGCUAAAUUCCGCAACAUUAUCAUCAAAUAUUCCUAAUGACAAUGAGAAUGCUCCGAUUGUUGUAUGUCAGAGAUGUGAUUCUCUGGGGUCGAAACUAAGAAAGUUCUCUACUCAAAUAGAAGCUCUGCCAAGUAAAAUCGCCAAUAAGUUAAACUCAAACCAAGUAAUGAUACGCUUAUUUAAGGAUCCAAUUUAUUGGCUAAUUUUAUUAGCGGGUGGCUUGCAUUAUUUCACUCUACCAGCUUGGUUUACUCUGCUAGUAGACUAUGCAAUAGACAUAGGCUUAGAUCCUAUGUAUUCUAAGUAUAUUGUGAUGUACAACAUGAUUGUGGAAUGUUUUGGGUGCCUCUUGCUUGGCUGGGUGGCUGAUUUAGGUUAUGUGUCAAGCAACGGAUUUGCAGCCCUGUGCUUUUUAGGUGAAAGUUUGGCAAUGGUUGUCAUCAUUUGGGCUAACAACAUCGCUUUAUUAGCUUUGGUGAUUGUCCUAUUCCAAUGGUCUCAGACUGGCUUGACGUUAAUUUAUCCAGCUGUUGCCAAAGACUCUAUGGAAAAGACGCUUCAGUCAUCGGCCAUCGCAUCCAUGUUUUUGCUAGCUGCACCACUCGAUUUAUUGAUUUCUCCUCUAGUCGGUUUCUUCCGUGACAAGCAUGGAUCCUAUACUGGGGUAUAUCUAACUCUUGCGUCUGCAGCUAUCUUAGGAGGAAUAGUUCAGAUUUGUGUCUUGAAACUUGUGAAUCGAAGAAAUCAACACAACAUCGCAUAAAAAAAAAAAAUUCUUUCUUUUAACUUCAUAAUCCAAUAAUGAUUACGGAUGGUUGACUGAAUGUAAA
Molecule: messenger RNA, 2060 nt
Organism: Parasteatoda tepidariorum (common house spider)
Lineage: Eukaryota; Metazoa; Arthropoda; Arachnida; Araneae; Theridiidae
Product: putative monocarboxylate transporter 5
Biological process (GO): transmembrane transport
Molecular function (GO): monocarboxylic acid transmembrane transporter activity
Source: RefSeq, a predicted model, not a curated record